Molecule: messenger RNA, 627 nt
Organism: Prunus persica (peach)
Lineage: Eukaryota; Viridiplantae; Streptophyta; Magnoliopsida; Rosales; Rosaceae
Product: putative germin-like protein 9-2
Exons: 1
Coding region: 1-627 (208 amino acids)
Cellular component (GO): cell wall
Molecular function (GO): manganese ion binding
Source: RefSeq, a predicted model, not a curated record
AUGGCCUCAAGAACUUCCACCCUAAAGUUCUUCUCACUACUAAUUUCUUCAUUUGCCAUUGUUCAAAUGGCAAUGGCAGGAGAUCCGGACAUUCUUACUGACUUCGUAGUUCCGCCAAAUGGAACAGUAGAUGGAAACUUCUUCACAUACACCGGCUUUCGUGUUCUUGUUGGAGGUGCUCCUCCCACAGCCUUCAAGGUAUUGAAGGCAAGCUUGGCAGAGUUCCCUGCUCUUAAUGGGCAGAGUGUUUCCUACGCUGUCCUUCAAUUCCCUUCUGGCACUACCAACCCCCCACACACUCAUCCGCGCUCGGCUGAGCUGCUUUUCCUUAUUCAGGGUUCCCUUCAAGUGGGCUUUGUUGACACCAAAAACAACCUCUUUACGCAGACGCUUCAGGUGGGUGAUCUGUUUGUGUUUCCCAAGGGACUUGUGCACUUUCAGUACAAUGCUGAUUCACAAAAGCCAGCUCUAGCAAUUUCUGCCUUUGGAAGUGCAAAUGCUGGACUUGUAUCCAUUCCCAGCACCUUGUUCACCACCGGUAUUGACGACAAUGUCUUGGCCAUAUCCUUCAAGACUGAUGUAGCCACCAUCCAAAAGCUCAAGGCUGGUCUUGCUCCCAAGCCAUGA